Molecule: messenger RNA, 3790 nt
Organism: Pan troglodytes (chimpanzee)
Lineage: Eukaryota; Metazoa; Chordata; Mammalia; Primates; Hominidae
Gene: TMTC3
Product: transmembrane O-mannosyltransferase targeting cadherins 3
Exons: 15
Coding region: 239-3028 (929 amino acids)
Biological process (GO): protein O-linked glycosylation via mannose
Cellular component (GO): endoplasmic reticulum
Molecular function (GO): mannosyltransferase activity; protein binding
Source: RefSeq, a predicted model, not a curated record
AGGUAAGGCGCUCCCGGCAUGCAACGCGUAAGACUGCGACGGUACUGGGGCGGCGGGGAAGGACCGAGAGGCGGGAGGCGCAGCGGCUCAGGCGCCUACGAACUGGUGGCCUGAACGAGGUAGACCAUGACUGUGGUUUCAGUGGCGUCACUCGCUGGGCCGCUCUUCCUGAGGUUUUCCUAAGCCAUCCCCUGGAGGAACCGCUCCCAGUUUUUGUCCAGAAGUGCUUAUACAAAAGAUGGCUAAUAUUAACCUAAAAGAAAUAACCUUAAUAGUAGGUGUGGUUACUGCCUGCUAUUGGAACAGCCUCUUUUGUGGUUUUGUUUUUGAUGAUGUUUCAGCAAUACUGGAUAACAAAGACUUGCAUCCAUCUACACCUUUAAAAACUUUAUUUCAAAAUGACUUCUGGGGAACCCCUAUGUCUGAGGAGAGAAGCCACAAGUCUUACCGUCCCUUAACAGUAUUGACAUUUCGCUUAAAUUAUUUGUUAAGUGAACUAAAACCAAUGUCAUAUCAUCUCCUGAAUAUGAUUUUUCAUGCUGUGGUUAGUGUGAUAUUUCUCAAAGUAUGCAAACUUUUUCUGGACAACAAGAGUAGUGUGAUUGCUUCUUUACUUUUUGCAGUGCACCCAAUACACACAGAAGCAGUAACGGGAGUUGUUGGAAGAGCAGAACUUUUGUCAUCUAUCUUUUUUCUAGCAGCUUUUUUGUCAUAUACCAGAUCAAAAGGACCAGACAAUUCCAUAAUAUGGACUCCAAUUGCCUUGACAGUGUUUUUAGUGGCUGUUGCAACAUUAUGUAAAGAACAAGGAAUAACAGUUGUAGGAAUUUGCUGUGUGUAUGAAGUGUUUAUUGCCCAGGGGUAUACUUUGCCAUUACUAUGUACUACUGCUGGACAGUUUCUCCGUGGAAAGGGUAGCAUUCCAUUUUCUAUGCUGCAGACACUAGUAAAACUCAUUGUCUUGAUGUUCAGUACAUUAUUACUUGUUGUGAUUAGAGUCCAGGUUAUUCAAUCCCAACUUCCAGUAUUCACCAGGUUUGAUAACCCAGCUGCUGUAAGCCCAACUCCUACAAGGCAACUAACUUUUAACUACCUCCUUCCUGUGAAUGCUUGGUUGUUAUUAAAUCCUUCAGAGCUCUGCUGUGAUUGGACCAUGGGAACAAUACCACUUAUAGAGUCAUUACUAGAUAUUCGAAAUCUGGCCACAUUUACUUUCUUUUGUUUUCUGGGGACGUUGGGAGUAUUCAGUAUCAGAUACUCUGGUGAUUCCUCCAAGACUGUUUUAAUGGCGCUUUGUUUAAUGGCAUUACCAUUUAUUCCUGCAUCGAACCUUUUUUUUCCAGUUGGAUUUGUUGUUGCCGAGCGAGUAUUAUAUGUUCCCAGCAUGGGAUUCUGUAUUUUGGUAGCCCAUGGAUGGCAGAAAAUAUCAACAAAAAGUGUAUUUAAAAAGCUAUCCUGGAUUUGUCUGUCUAUGGUGAUACUCACUCAUUCCUUAAAAACAUUCCACAGAAAUUGGGAUUGGGAGUCUGAAUAUACAUUGUUUAUGUCAGCCUUGAAGGUAAAUAAAAAUAAUGCCAAACUUUGGAAUAAUGUGGGUCAUGCUCUGGAAAAUGAAAAGAACUUUGAGAGAGCUUUGAAAUACUUCUUACAGGCUACCCAUGUUCAGCCAGAUGAUAUUGGUGCCCAUAUGAAUGUAGGAAGAACUUAUAAAAAUUUAAAUAGAACCAAAGAAGCUGAAGAAUCUUACAUGAUGGCUAAAUCACUGAUGCCUCAAAUUAUUCCUGGUAAAAAAUAUGCAGCCAGAAUUGCCCCUAACCACCUAAAUGUUUAUAUCAAUCUGGCUAACCUGAUCCGAGCAAACGAGUCCCGACUGGAAGAAGCAGAUCAGCUGUACCGUCAAGCAAUAAGCAUGAGGCCCGACUUCAAGCAGGCUUACAUUAGCAGAGGAGAAUUGCUUUUAAAAAUGAAUAAACCUCUUAAAGCAAAGGAAGCAUAUCUUAAAGCACUAGAGCUGGACAGAAAUAAUGCAGAUCUUUGGUACAACUUGGCAAUUGUACAUAUUGAACUUAAAGAACCAAAUGAAGCCCUAAAAAACUUUAAUCGUGCUCUGGAACUAAAUCCAAAGCAUAAACUAGCAUUAUUCAACUCUGCUAUAGUAAUGCAAGAAUCAGGUGAGGUUAAACUCAGACCUGAAGCUAGAAAACGACUUCUAAGUUAUAUAAAUGAAGAGCCACUAGAUGCUAAUGGCUAUUUCAAUUUGGGAAUGCUUGCCAUGGAUGACAAAAAGGACAAUGAAGCAGAGAUUUGGAUGAAGAAAGCCAUAAAGUUACAAGCCGACUUCCGAAGUGCUUUGUUUAAUCUGGCUCUCCUGUAUUCCCAGACUGCAAAGGAAUUAAAGGCUUUGCCAAUUUUGGAGGAGUUACUCAGAUACUACCCUGAUCAUAUCAAGGGCCUCAUUUUAAAAGGAGACAUUCUGAUGAAUCAAAAGAAAGAUAUACUAGGAGCAAAAAAAUGUUUUGAAAGGAUUUUGGAGAUGGAUCCAAGCAAUGUGCAAGGAAAACACAAUCUUUGUGUUGUUUAUUUUGAAGAAAAAGACUUAUUAAAAGCUGAAAGAUGCCUUCUUGAAACACUGGCAUUAGCACCACAUGAAGAAUAUAUUCAGCGCCAUUUGAAUAUAGUCAGGGAUAAGAUUUCCUCAUCUAGUUUUAUAGAGCCAAUAUUCCCAACCAGUAAGAUUUCAAGUGUGGAAGGAAAGAAAAUUCCAACUGAAAGUGUAAAAGAAAUUAGAGGUGAAUCCAGACAAACACAAAUAGUAAAAACAAGUGAUAAUAAAAGUCAGUCUAAAUCCAACAAACAAUUAGGAAAAAAUGGAGACGAAGAGACCCCCCACAAAACAACAAAAGACAUCAAAGAAAUUGAGAAGAAAAGAGUUGCUGCUUUAAAAAGACUAGAAGAGAUUGAACGUAUUUUAAAUGCUGCCUGUUCAGUGAGAUGGAGGAGGUGGGCACAUUUAAGGUCAAUUCACUAACCUAUGGUUCAGAGUUCUGAUCAUAUGGAAGUUUGGAAAAGAGAGCUUAUCACAGGUUUGUAUGCUGGUGAAUGGAUAGAGUUUUAAUUCUCACUGUCUCAAAAGAGAAUCAGCUCUCCAGCAGUUCUAGAAAAGCUUUGACAAUCCCCAAAGGGCAGUGUUACCUUACUCCUUCACUGCUUCUUAGAAGGUAGAAUUAAGUUUCUGGAAUUGCACCUACAUGUUUUCUUAUUAACAUUCAUAAUUGGGAAUAUUAAUUUUUCCAGUGAGUAGUUUUCUGAAAUUGGUAACUUGGAGAGUAAAAUAACGUAUUUUGCUUUUCAAUUUUGUGUUUGUUUACUUUUAUGUAAAAAUUUGGUAUGUGAAUUACACAGUUCUAAUAAAACCUCAUGCCUUUUCAUUACAUCUAAUUUGAACUCUCAACUUCAUGUUACAGAAUGCUUUAAAGAUGCUUUAAUGAAAAGUAAAGUAUUAAGAAAAUAUAUAGAUUUGUAUGUCAGUUUAUACUUCAGAAAUCCAUAUAUUUGUCAUACUUAUUUUUUUAGAAACCUCCUAAUUGGAUAACUAGAUGGUAUUUAAAAUGAAUGCCCAAAAAUAUCUUGUACCUUUGUCCAAAAGUUUAUCUGUUGGAAGCCGUCAGCCAUUCAUGUAGAGAGUUUAUAAGAAAAUAAUUUAAAAUUGUAUGCAUUUUAUAUUACUAUGGUAUCUGUGUACCAUAUUUCUAAGUAUUCAUUAUUAAAUUGGUACUUCUUAAAACCAUAA